Molecule: messenger RNA, 1211 nt
Organism: Gossypium raimondii (Peruvian cotton)
Lineage: Eukaryota; Viridiplantae; Streptophyta; Magnoliopsida; Malvales; Malvaceae
Exons: 8
Coding region: 111-1058 (315 amino acids)
Molecular function (GO): catalytic activity; pyridoxal phosphate binding; molybdenum ion binding
Source: RefSeq, a predicted model, not a curated record
AUCGAGUUCAAAGACAGCGGUUUUUAAGAAGACGACUUCUUAAACAUACAGACUACCUGUCUUUGCUUGGAAACUCAAGAUUAUCUCUUUGUCCGAAAGAAGAAAGAGGCAUGGAGAAGACUGAUGCAUCAUCUGCUGCUGCUGCUGUUGCUGAUGCUAAGAUAUCAUCAAUCUUUAUCUAUCCCGUAAAAUCAUGCCGUGGAAUUUCUGUUCCACAUGCACCCCUCACUCCUACUGGGUUUCGAUGGGAUCGGCAAUGGCUUGUUGUGAAUCAGAGAGGCAGGGCAUAUACUCAAAGGGUUGAACCAAAGCUUGCUCUAGUUGAGGUGAACCUGCCAGCUGAGGCCUUUUCAGAGGGCUGGGAACCUACCAAGACCUCCUAUUUGGAAAUAAAAGCACCCGGAAUGGAUUUACUCAAGAUUUCUCUUUGCAAACCACCAAAAGUGUCUGAUGGUGUUUCAGUUUGGGAGUGGUCCGGCUCUGCAUUAGAUGAGGGUGAUGAGGCUUCAAAAUGGUUUACAAAUUAUCUCGGGAAACCCAGUAGGAUGGUUCGUUUUAAUGCAGCAUCAGAAACUAGGCCUGUGGAUCCUGUGUAUGCUCAAGGGUAUUCCAUAAUGUUUUCUGACAUGUUCCCUUUCAUGUUAGCAUCUCAGGGAUCUUUGGACGAACUGAACAAGCUUCUGAAGGAGCCUGUACCCAUGAACCGUUUCAGACCCAACAUCCUUGUUGACGGCUGUGAACCGUUCUCUGAAGACCUAUGGACUGAGAUUAAAAUAAGCCAAUUUUCAUUUCAAGGUGUGAGACUAUGCUCCCGCUGUAAGGUGCCUACAAUCAAUCAAGAAACCGCAAUUGCUGGUCCAGAGCCGAAUGAAACUCUUAUGAAAUACAGGUCGGAUAAGGUCUUGCGACCGGACAAGAAACAACAAGGAAAGAUCUAUUUUGGGCAGAACAUGGUUUGCAAGGAAAGUUUGACUGAAGGGAAGGCAAAGCUGGUUAAAGUGGGAGAUCCUAUAUUUGUCCUCCAGAAAGUCUCCACUGCUGCUGAAGCAGUUGCUUGAAUGCUUUUAACAGUAUUCAAAUAAAUAAGAGCCAUAACUCCUUAUCUGAGACUUUAAAUCAAGUUUUUGAAUAUGGCCGUAAAUAAAUUGAGUUUGAACAAAUUUUAUUUUCAAGUUUGGCUUUCUAGUUUGAACUAAUAAGCUUUUAUUCCA